Didymodactylos carnosus is the source of this 882-nucleotide messenger RNA. The record is from the annotation of a GenBank genome assembly. NCBI's taxonomy places the organism in Eukaryota, Metazoa, Rotifera, Eurotatoria, Philodinida, Philodinidae.
GAUUAAUUAGUCUCAAAAUAAUUGAUAUAACACUAUAAUUAGUGUAAACCGAUAACGUUUACUAUUCUACAUUUGUAAUUGACACUCUUUUUGCCUAUUUUAGGUCGUAAUGGAAGUACAUGUAUUGUGAUUAAUCACACAGGCGAUGGAUUUUGUUUAUGUUCACCAGACCACGCGGGUCCGUAUUGUGAAUACAUUACACCAAGUGCAUGCCGAAAAAAAUGUCAGAAUGAAGGACAAUGUGCUGUAAUUGAUAACAAGUAUGGGCGAUGUAUUUGUCCAAAAGAUGUAACUGGUUCCUAUUGUGACGCACCUCUACAUCCAUGUGCUCCAAAUCCAUGUAAAAACGAGGGAAUAUGUGUCCACGAAACUACGCCACCGAAUCAUUAUAAAUGUAUUUGCACGUAUGGUUACUCUGGUGAGAAUUGUACGGAAAAUUUGAAUCGUUCCUUUUGUUCAUCAAAUCCAUGUCAAAACAAUGGAACGUGUCUUGAAAGUCCAAUAUCGGGAGAUGGUAUUUGUAGAUGUGACGAAGGAUUUGGUGGUGCAUUUUGCCAAGAAAUGAUAACGUGUGGUAAUCGGUCGUGUGCUCAGUAUCAAGUGUGUCUGGCUGAAACGUGUGCAAAUGUCACUGGAGAACUCUAUUGUCUGUUACACGAAUGUGAACAUGGGGGAACGUGCGAUCAAGAAACGAGAAUUUGUCAAUGUCAAGAGGGCUUUGGGGGACCUAGAUGUGAAUUGAGAAGUAAUUUUUGUAUACAAAAUCCUUGUAUGAACAAUGGAACUUGUAUAGCGGCGACGAGUAAAUGUAUGUGCAAUAGUAAAUAUACAGGAAAAUAUUGUGAAAAUAAGCGAUUUUUAGAAAAGAAAAGAAAACCGUAA